CCAUGAAACCAAGACAACCACUUGGGAGGAUCCACGAAAAGCUGUCAACAUCUCAUCGUUACUAGGAUCCAGAAGUUCAAACCCUCCAGUGUCCAGCUCAGGUGGAAAUCUUCCACCAGUGUAUGUUCAAAGCCUUGGACCACUGCCAGAUGGUUGGGAACAAGCCACCACCCCUGAAGGAGAAGUGUAUUUCAUCAACCACAAAGAAAGAAUUACAAGUUGGUUUGAUCCAAGAAUUAUGCAACAACUUGGAAACUUACAACUUGCACCAACACAGCUACAACAGACUGUGGUUCCAUCCCAACAACAGCUGGAGGCACAAGUCAGUUCUACCAGUAACGGAACACUCGCUGCUUCAACCACUGUUACUACUGUUACUGCAGCUCUACCUACUGGUGCCACGUUGCAGCAGCAACAACAACAAAAAUUAAGACUCCAGAAACUCCAGAUGGAGAGAGAGCAGCUCCGUAUGAGACAGCAAGAAAUUUUACGACAGGAAAUGUUGUUGAGACAAAGCUUAGGAGAAGAGAAUCCAUCACUUCCAACAUCUCCAACUGGAAAUGUUCCCACAUUAACAUCCCCAGGUGGCACUGGUCUUGAUCCAUUUUUGGCAGGAACAGAUUUCCACAGUCGACAAGAGAGUGGUGACAGUGGCCUGGGACUUGGCUCAAACUUUAGUCUUCCCCAUACUCCUGACAACUUUCUUGUGUUAGAUGAAACUGGAGAUCCUCGUCAACAAGUGGGGACUGAACUUGGCCCUGAGGCGUUGCAAAAUACAAACAUAGAUUUAGGAAUGGAAAACAUGGAUUCUGAUGAUUUGAUGCCUAGCCUUCAGGAAGAUUUCAUGGAGCAUAUUUUGUCUGAUGUACUUAAUGGUAACAGGGACAAUGUGAUGACCUGGGUAUAAGUACAGGCAAAUAUCAAUACUUUACAAUCAGAUGGAGAGUAUCUUGGUACUGGAAACACCCAUGAACAAAUAAAACAAGAUCCUCUCUCUACAAUCUUAAUAUGUAAAGAUUUACUUUCCUUAUAAUUGGAAAGAAGAUAGUUUUAACAGGUCUUUGGGUUUAGAAGAUAUUUCCCCUCAUCUUUGAGAUGUGAUAAUGUUAACCAUCAUUUAAAAUGUUUUAAUAUGUGUAGUGACUUAUUUUUUUUCAUCAUGUGCCUUACUAUAUUUUUUCAUUCAUAAGCUAUCAGGUUUUAUUGGUUACUGUUACAUAAGGUUCUGAAGUUUCUUAAGUGUCAUACCUAGGUGUUCUAGGUUUUUUGUAAGUGCCUUAGUUCCCCUUCACCCUUACAAUUGCAAAAUAUACAGGUUGAUUCUCUACUUAACAUUGUAGCCUGACUGAAAACUAAUGAUGAUAUAAAAAUCAAUAUUUUUCUAUUCUACAGUAUAGCUGUAGUAAAGCUUGGAUCUUCAGCUAAAUAUUCUACUGUGCCAAGCUUAAAACAGCUAUUGGUUUUGAUCAUAAAAAUUUCAAAAAAAGCACUUUACAAAAACAAAACUAUGAAUUUUCCAGCCUUGUACUAUCCUGCCAUUGCUUUUACACAAAGCAAGCAGUCCAUAGUAUUAUGUUUUGUUGCUUUAUAAAAAGGUUUCAAACUUUAACAAACCAUGAGUUAAGGUAUGUAGAAAUCUUCAGCUUUGAAUAAAUAUUUCAAAGUAAAAAUCUGAAUGUGCUGGAAAUACUAGAUUUACAGGGCUUUUUUUUUUAACAUUUUUCCAGAAUGAUGGAUUGUUGUCAAUGUUUGUUAUGUAGCAUAUACCUAAUAAAAAGACUGAAAGUUCUAUAUGAGAUGAGAGCAUUGUUAGGUAGCACUGUUACAGAUCACAGAAUUUCAUAAAAUACAUCCCCUGCUAACCACUUGGUACAGCAUUAUGAGAAUGCUGCCUCAACCACUUGUUGAUUAAAACAUUCCUAGUGUUUGAAAUCUGAUGUUUACAUGAAAAUCUGCUUUGCAGCUAUCAAAACUAUGGUAUAUUUUAGGCACAAAUUAGUGGAUUAAGGAGUUUUAACUGUCAUGAUUGCUAAUCAGCAAAAUUUAUUUCUCAUUUUUUGUGUAUAAUAUCUAAUCAUGCCAUGUUCCACCAAAAGAUACAAGAAUUAUUUUAGUACACAAAUUUACUGUACAUUUCCCUAUUUUAGUUUCUUGCCAUGACGUGACAAUAAUGGUUAAGAAAUUUAGAAUGGUGUUUGUUUUUAAACAGGUUAUUUCAAAUCAACUUUGGUGUACAUACUGGUGUGUGGAAAACUUGAUAUUUAUGUCUUUAGGGAUAAUUCAGCCAUGUAUAUAUACAUAAAAAAAAAUAAACAUUUUUUUCUGUUGUA
Molecule: messenger RNA, 2330 nt
Organism: Limulus polyphemus (Atlantic horseshoe crab)
Lineage: Eukaryota; Metazoa; Arthropoda; Merostomata; Xiphosura; Limulidae
Product: WW domain-containing transcription regulator protein 1-like
Exons: 6
Coding region: 239-907 (222 amino acids)
Biological process (GO): hippo signaling; positive regulation of transcription by RNA polymerase II
Cellular component (GO): nucleus; cytoplasm
Molecular function (GO): transcription coactivator activity
Source: RefSeq, a predicted model, not a curated record